This is a messenger RNA of Coprinopsis cinerea okayama7#130, 1857 nucleotides long. RefSeq lists its product as hypothetical. The transcript has 10 exons. Bases 1 to 1857 code for a protein of 618 amino acids. Gene Ontology annotation, molecular function: RNA binding. NCBI's taxonomy places the organism in Eukaryota, Fungi, Basidiomycota, Agaricomycetes, Agaricales, Psathyrellaceae. The record is from RefSeq and is a predicted model, not a curated record.
AUGAAUCGUCACCAUCCGUAUGGUGGAGGUUAUGAUGGUGGUGCCCCUCGAAGAGGCGGAUCGCCCGGUGGCCCAGGGCCCGACCGUUCAUACCGUCAGCACGACAGGGGUGGCUUCCGUGGCAGAGGCGGCUUUAGAGGGAGAGGGGGACAUGCCGGUGGGGGAGGCGGUCAUGGAGGAGGCUACCCAUAUGACGGUGGUAACAUGAGCAGUGCCUAUGACCAAGGAAAUCAACCCCAGCCAUACGCCGAUUAUGAAGUCCAGCCACCAGCCAAUUCUUACUAUCAGUCAAACAACUAUGGCCAUUCCUCUGCAUACAAUGCCACAGGCGGAUAUGAUGGAUACGACAAGUAUGAAGAUGGUCCAGGGCCCUAUGGAGGCGGUCAUGGCGGUGGAGGCGAUGGUCACGACUCAUACCACCGUCGACGUCCCCAGCGAAAGGAAAGAGAUGACAAGGUUCAUGACUCCAUUAUUGAAGAACGCAUUCAACGUGAAAGACCCUGUCGUACCCUAUUCAUCCGUAACAUUAAGUAUGAAACUCCCAGUGAAGAGGUUCGCCGUCUCUUUGAAGAACACGGAGAAAUCAAGACGUUCUUUGACCUGAUCGCUACCAGAGGCAUGGUCUUCGUUACUUAUUUCGAUUUGCGAUCAGCAGAGAAAGCAAGGGAUAGGCUGCAAGGGUCAGAAAUCAGUGGGCGUCCUAUCGAUGUCCACUAUUCACUUCCACGUGACGACCGAGGAGGAGAGAACCAGAGAAAUCAGCAAUUCCAGGGCACAUUGCAGGUCACGCUGCGAGGAUCGCCAUCGGGUGCAGCGAUUGAUGACAACGAAGUCCGGAGACGGUUCCAGCAGUAUGGAGACAUCAAAUCUAUACGGCCUGUCAAUGAGCGCAUUGAUUCUCGCUACGUCGAGUACUAUGACACAAGGUCCUGUGACGAAGCAGUCAAUGCUCUAUCCCAAGCCCCUCUUCAAGAUGGCGUGCUAGAUAUUGUGUAUGCUUGGGAUAACUCAGAGCCCCAGUUCGGUAACAGGGACGGAGGGGGCCAACGCAACUGGGAAGACCGUGGCCACCGGGGAGGUGGCGGCGGGGGACGUGGACGAGGCAACCGAGGUCGAGCCAAUCGAGGAGGCCGGGGUGGAUACGGUGGAGGUGAUGACUAUGACCGACAUGAUGAUGGUUAUGGACGUGGUCCUAACCGACGCUACGACGAUGACUAUGGUCGUGGUGGACCUCGAGGUGGCGGGGGAUACAACGACCGGUAUGAUAACCGAGGUGGUUAUGACGGACCUGCCCCGCCUCCACCUGGACCGCCUGCCUAUGGCGGGCCUGCUCCUCCCAUGCCUCCAGUACCGCCUGCUGCAGCGCCUUAUGGCAUGCCAGCCGCUCCCCCACCACAGGCAGCGCCACCAGUUGGUGCUCCUGAAGACCGGUUAGACCAAGCACGUAAAGUGCAACAGCUGCUAGCGGCUUUGAAGCAACCACAGAAUGGGCCCGGGACUCCACCACCAGUACCCGCCGCUCCUGCUAUGCAAGCACCUCCAGCACCGAAUCCGUACUAUCCACCACCAGGCGCCAUGGCGUACCCCCCAGCAGGAACAUACACGGGAGCACCCCCGCCUACUCAAGCUGCGGCGCCACCUCCAGCAACAGGGUCUCCUGUCAAUACUGCCGCUCUCAGCGCGCUCCCACCCAAUAUCAUGAUGCUUCUGCAGUCGCAACAGCGAGCUCAAGGUGCUGCUCCUCCUGGUGCACCUGGCGUCGCUCCAGCUCCAUACGGAGCUCCUCCGCCCACAGGCACUGCGCCUCCUCCAGGACAAUACAUGAUGCCUCCCUACAUGGUUGGUUCCCAGCGUUAA